AUGUCGAAUCUGGCUGCAUUGAAAACCGAAUUACUGAAGCCAAGUGUACUGAAAGAAGGUCACCUUAUAAAAAUCGGUCGCAAAUUGAAGCUUCCGAAGUUGCUUUAUUAUGUUCUAAAGCCGUGCGGGGUUUAUUGCUACGAUACACAAGAUCAUGACAUACCGCAGGGGUAUAUACCAUUAGAGCCUAUCGAAGAUAUAUCCCUUUCUCUUGGGACAGUUGUCGAAGCUAGUAUACGUUUACAUUGCUUAAAGAUUGCGGAUAAACGAAAACAGCACAUACUCGCUUGCCAUUCUAUGGAGAUACGGAAUUCAUGGAUUACUGCCAUACUAACAGCGGUCGCGCAAAAUUUGGUCCACGAAAAUCACUCCGAAUUGAGAAAGAGAAUGGACUCGUCCAAUUCGGAUGAAUUUGACACCGUAUUUUGUGAGACGUCGUACCAAUUUACGUCGCCGUUCUGGGUGAACGGUGAACCCAAACGUAAAGCGAAGGCGAAGAGGUUAUCAAUGGCGGAUAUAGGAAAUACAAUUAUACAGAAACCUGCUUGGAUGACAAAAGGCAAGAAGAAAGAGCUGCGGUCGAAAUCGCUGUCCUGUGAGGAUAUUCAUAGCAUAUACACCGUAGCCGAAGCCAAGGCUCCUUUGGCGAGGAAGCGUUCGUUACAUGACCUGAGUCGAUAUUUAUUCGGCUCAAGCUCGAAUAAAUCAGACAGUGCAGAGACGGAUUGUGCUGCAAAGCUACGCGAUGUUCGAAGCAAGCCGAACGGGGGCAAGAAGCGCUGGUCCCUAUUUGCAGGCGUGUCUUCUUUUGGGGGAAGUCAGACUUGUAUCGCUAAUUCUGUAACAGAACGUAAGAAAAUUUGCACUGCCAAUGGCCACGGGAGAAGCGGAAGUCCCUUGAUUUUCGACACAAAAUUAUAG
Molecule: messenger RNA, 921 nt
Organism: Paramuricea clavata
Lineage: Eukaryota; Metazoa; Cnidaria; Anthozoa; Malacalcyonacea; Plexauridae
Source: the annotation of a GenBank genome assembly